This is a messenger RNA of Oncorhynchus gorbuscha (pink salmon), 1788 nucleotides long. It is a transcript of the gene hs3st3b1b, whose product is annotated as heparan sulfate (glucosamine) 3-O-sulfotransferase 3B1b. The transcript is spliced from 2 exons. Gene Ontology annotation, molecular function: [heparan sulfate]-glucosamine 3-sulfotransferase activity. Lineage: Eukaryota; Metazoa; Chordata; Actinopteri; Salmoniformes; Salmonidae. The record is from RefSeq and is a predicted model, not a curated record. Bases 305 to 1507 code for a protein of 400 amino acids.
AGGUUUGGCAACCGCGAUGCGUGUGAAGAGAGACGGCUAGGGUGUGGAGUAGCACCACUGAAGUGCACCAGUCGUUCGUAUCAUUUUCCGAAUCCUUUUACUGUGGUUAUGGUGAAUGACGAUUAUAGCAUGCAAUGACUUUGCACCAGUGGAUACAUCCGCUUUAGUUUAUUUGCUUGCUUUAUACAUUUUUCCGCUUUAAAUGAAUGGCAUGUGCAUUUUGCGAGGCUACUUGAUGUGCCAUCGGGAGUGAGUGGUUUUGGCAAUAUGUGUCGCUGGAAUAUGGUAUGCACUCUCAGAGUUUAUGGAAUAUAGCCUGGUUUGUCACAAUCUGUAUGCGUUCUCAUUCAGCCCGGUGAAAAAUAAACUCUUUCUGCUCGGCAUCAUGUUUUUACUCUGGGUAUAUAUGCUCUACUCCUGCGUGGGCUACUGUGCCACCAUGCCAAGUUUGGUCGUGGACAAUUACCGGGGAAAGGAGACAGGGUCUGUGGUCGGUAAAAGGAUAGAGAAUAACGGCAGAGUGGACCUCAUGUCCAGACUGCUCCCUAGACCCCAACCCUGGGUGGAUAUAGAAUCCGAUUACGACGAACCCUCUGUCCGGACCUCCUCCAGAGACUUGCUCAAUAACGAUAUAGACGCGUACAGAGGAGCGGAGGACUGGGACGAGAUUAGGGGCGAGGGGCAGAGAGCUCCUGAGCCCGGUGCGAUGUCAAGUUUCUCCAACGGAUCAGGGAGCAAGAAGCUUCCCCAGGCGAUCAUCAUCGGCGUAAAGAAAGGAGGGACGCGCGCGCUGCUCGAGUUCCUCCGCGUGCAUCCAGACAUCCGAGCUGUGGGAGCCGAACCGCACUUCUUCGACCGCAACUACGAGAAUGGACUGGAGUGGUACAGGGAGCUGAUGCCCAAGACCCUGGAGGGCCAGAUCACCAUGGAGAAGACCCCCAGCUACUUUGUGACCAGAGAGGCCCCGGCCCGGAUCUCCGCCAUGUCCCGGGACACCAAGCUUAUUGUGGUGGUGCGGGACCCCGUCACCAGGGCCAUCUCUGACUACACACAGACGCUGUCUAAGAACCCCGAUAUUCCCACCUUUGAGAGCCUGACCUUCAAAAACAGGACUACGGGGCUCAUCGACACAUCCUGGAGCGCCAUCCAGAUCGGCAUCUAUGCCAAGCACCUGGACAACUGGCUGCAGUACUUCCCCAUGGGUCAGAUCCUGUUUGUGAGCGGAGAGCGUCUGAUCAGCGACCCGGCCGGAGAGCUGGGCCGGGUGCAGGACUUCCUGGGACUCAAGAGGAUCAUCACUGACAAACACUUCUACUUCAACCAGACCAAGGGCUUCCCCUGCCUCAAGAAGGCUGAGGGCAGCAGCAAGCCCCACUGCCUGGGCAAAACCAAAGGGCGGACCCACCCCAACAUCCACCCAGAGGUGGUGCAGAGGCUACGGGACUUCUACAGACCUUUCAACAUGAAGUUCUACCAGAUGACAGGACAUAACUUUGGUUGGGAUUGAUGGAUGUGAAUUUGGGAAGACACCUUGUUUUUUUUCUCUCUCUGUAAUUCAAUGAAUGGCAAAAAAAAGACAUGCGAGAUAUUGCUAUAUAUAUAUGUAAAAUGUACAGAAAUCUAUUUUAUAAUAAUUUAUUUUUAUUUCUAAGCAAUUAAUUCACUAAGCUGCCUAACCAUAUUGUACAUACAUAGCAUCUGGCCCACAUUUAUUUCCUAGUUUUUUUUUUUACAUUCCACAUUUUAUUUUGUUUCUUUCUUCUUCCCUCAUGUCAACUCAGUAGAGUU